GCAGGAGGCUGGUGGCAACUGUGCCAAGGCUGCCUACGGUUGCCAGUGAGACGCCCAAGCAACAUGCCGAGCGUUUUGAGAUCUUCUCGUGGAACUGUGGUGGGCUGUCGCAGCUGCUGCUCGAAGAAGUCAAGCUGAUGCUGAAAAAGAACAGUGGGAUAAAGAUCAUGAUUCUGGUUGAAACGCACCACAGUUAUACCAAUGAAUGGGUCGAUGGCGACUGGACUUUUGUGCACAGCCCCGCUGCUUCUCCGAAGCAAGGAGGCAUCCUUCUGGGCAUUCGGCGUGACUUCUGCUCAAGGGAGACCAUGCGCUGGCAGGAGCUCAUCCCAGGACGAUUGUUACACCUGAGGUGCUUUGCAAAAGACCUUCAGCAUCUGGAUGUAAUUGCUGUGUAUCAGCAUGCGCUGCCCUUCGGUGCCGACGCGUUGAAUGCCUCCCUCGUCAAGCGCAAGGCCAUGUGGGGCAAGCUUGACAAGCUCCUUGGCUCUCUACCGGUGCGGUCCUCAGUUGUCUUAGCUGGUGACUUCAACAGCGGACUCAACACUACCGCGGACUUUGCUGGCUUUGGCAUCGUUCCCCACUCCCAGCAACCUGCUGUAGUGGCAGAGCGCCAAGAGCUCACGGCCAUGCUGCACUCGCAUCGCCUGUGCGCGCUGAAUACAUGGGGACGUAAGGAGCCCACGUAUAAGCAUCCCUCAGGGCGGUCACAAAUCGACUUCAUUCUGGUUAGACGAAUCCUGGCCGAUGGUGCUGCCAAGCGAUGUGCAGUAUGGCGGACUCCUCUCGCGGGUUGGCGCUCCUCAGGCCAUGAGUCCCUGAAGGCAUCCAUCAGGUUGCACUGGAAGCCGUGGACUCUUCGAGGGCAUCGAGCUUCUCCCGCUGCCCUGGGCGGUUCGUGUACCCCGGCAGGCAAGGCUAUCCAAGAGCUCCGCAAUGAUCUUGCACAGAGACCAGAUGUACCGGCUGAAAGGGUUGUGAGGCCGGCUUUGAUGGGGCUGAACGGGGAGUUGCUACAGUAUUGGCAGGCGCAACGGCAGUUGCGCACCCAGAGCAACCGCACCUUCCGGGACAUCUUUGCUCGCAUGCGGCUCUUCUUGCAACUUCGUCGUAGACAUAGAGAGCUUAAGGCAAGGGCUAGAUUUCAGAAACGGAGACAGCUGCUGGAUAUUCUGGAGAGGGCUGAGGGAGCAGCUGCCAAGGGUGAUAGCAAAUCCUUGUUUCAGUGUGGUCGUCUUCUGGCGCCUCGCGGUGGUGUUCGGUCGCUUCGGCUACGCGAUGCUCAAGGGAAUCUCAUGCAUCCCAGCGCCGAGUGUCGCCUGUUGUCGCAGUAUGCUGCUGAGCUCUUCAAGGCCAGGCGGGAGCAGGACAUUUGUUGCCCUAAGCUUCUGCCCCUGUCGCCUGAUCUCUUCACUCCUGCCGCUUGGGCAUCUGCGCUGCGCUCUCUGCGCGGUGGUAAGGCGGUCCCAGCUGAGCAGCCUGCCAUUGAUGUGUGGAAGCGAGAGAUCUCAACAGCAGCUCAGGCCCUGAGUCAGAUCUCACUUGAUUCGCUGUGUGGGGUUGAACCGUAUCUUCCAGAAGAGUGGUGUGAGAUGCAGUUCGCUUGGCUACCAAAAGCAGGGAAAACUCCCAGCUCGCCAGAAAACCUUAGGAGCAUUGGUCUAAUGGCUGCUGACACCAAGGGGAUGCUUGUCAUUUUGCGCGAGGCUGUGAAGCCUGUCGUCGUGCGGUACAUGUUUGAGGAUCAUACAUCCAAGAUUUUGGGUACUGGGAAUGUUGAUUUUGUCGGGGGCAUGAUGAUUAGCAUUGACCUUCGGAAGGCUUUCGACAGCGUUUCCCAUGGCGAGUUGUACCAGUCAAUGUUGGAGGCCUCAGUUCCCCAGGACCUCGCUUCCGUACUCCUGCAGAUUCAUGUGCAAACAAGAUGCUCUGUGCUUCACGGGGGCACUUGCGAGCAUAAUGCUAUGAGUCGUGGCCUACGUCAAGGGUGUCCUGUUGCCCCGAUCCUGUUUGCUGCGUGGUCGGUGAGGACGCUACGGCUUUUUCGGGAGGCGCUUCCAAGAGGCGUGGACAGGGACUGUUACACCAUGUUCGCUGACGAUUUGCAUGGUUGCUGGGAGUUUCAUUCUGCUGCUGAUUUUCUCUCUUCUCUCCGGGAAGUUCGUGCGGUUUUCUCUGUGCUUGAUGGGCUUGGGAUGGCAAUCAACUUCCAGAAAAGUGUGGCAGUGCUGCGGCUUCGGGGUGCUGCUGUUGCUCGUGUCUCCAGGCAUGUGCUGGUGUGGCGUCCAGACGGGCAGUAUCUCAGGGUGCGGUCGGAUCCUCAUGAUUUCUACAUCCCAGUUGCCUCGACUAUGUCGUAUUUGGGAGCGACUCUCUCGUAUGAUAACUAUGAACUGAAGACGUUCCAGAAUCGGGCCCAUUGUGCACAAUUGCGGUUCCAAGAGUUGCGCAAGGUGCUGCGCUCCAACGGGGCGCUUUCUGCGCGGCAUCGCCUACAGCUGUACAAGGCCACAGUCUGGCCGUCUUUGUGGUAUUCCCUGAGCGCUAUUGGAGUCACUGGUGAAGUUCUUCGCGGGGUUACUUCUGUGCUCUCAGGUCAUCUUCGCAAGGUUCUUCGCAUCUACGAGGGAGGCAUUACCAACCAGGCUGUGAUUGACCGAGCGGGUAUGUGUCCUCAGCGAUUCUUUGCAGAUCAGGCUGCGCUCAAGGCUGCCAGCAUUGCCGCGGACCCUUUUCGGAGCGCGGACCUCAAGCAGCGCGAACUGCAGCGCGCGGAAGCUAUUAGCACAGCCAUGGUGGCGGUCACUGAGGUUCCCUUGAGCUCGUGUUCUCUGGUGAGGGUCAUGUUUGCGGGCUUUACUUUCCCUCCAAAGAAGGGCUCCAGAUGCACAUUGCACACCAACAUGCGGAGAUCAAUCAAUCCGCCAAACUCGCCUUCAACAAGGCAACGCUUACAUGACUGGAACUCCUUGGCUAAACAUGUGUCCACGGGGAUGUGCUUGCGUAUCAAGUCCAUGGUUGCUGAGGGUAAGAGGGAGUCAGAUAUGAUUCGGAUCCUUGGUGAAGAAGAGCGUCGGAAUCCUCCGACUCCACCAGAUGGGGCUGUAGAGCAGGUCGCAAUCCAGGAGAACGUUGGCCGAGCACUCACCGUUUCCCCGGAUCAGCUGGGCUCUCGGGGAGCUGAGCUUCGUGUUCUCUCAAAGCACUGUGCUCUUUGCUAUCAAUUGGUCAAGGACCCCUCCAAAAUCAAGAAGCACUGGCAGGACUCCCACGCGCCAGAGUGGCGUGCUGUGGCAAAGGAAGCCGUCUGUGACGCCAGGAGUCUCCUGGCCACCUUCUCCACACCGUGCUUAUUCUGUGGGAGUGUGGCCAAGCAGGCCUCGGAUCACUGCGUCAAGUGCUCAGCGUUGUUUCAGCUUCUUGCUCACAGAGUGUUGACUCGGGGUGGAUGGCAGGGUCCAGGAGCACAGCGUGGUCAAUCCCUAAAACAGUGGCAGGUCCCGGCGGCUUACAAGCAGUUCAAGCCUGAGACGACAUCGAUUGGGCGCUACCUGACUUUUAAGCGCGGCGAGACACCGCAGGCAAGUGGCAGCAAGCCUGCCGCGGCUUCCCCACCACCGUCGAGGCCGCCGGCUCGAUCUGUGGACUCAUACACAAGUCUGGCGCGGCUUGGGAGCUCAGGCGCCUCAGUGCACUCCAUGGACUCCGCUGGUGUUGACUGGGUCGGCCGGAUUGUGUUGACCAACCCUGGUAACCUCUGCUACCUAAACGCUGCUGUUCUUUCUCUUCUGCACUGCUCCAAUUUCACGCUGUCCGAGCAUCGGGGAGUCCAGACCUUGCGCCGUAUUGGUGCCCAGGGGAUGUCGGCUGCUCGGGGAGCUGCUUCUUACAGCCCAGCUGCAAGUUCGCUCGAUGCUCAGGUUGUGGUCUUUUUUUUGAUGGUAGACAGCAUGACGUGGCGGAGUUUGCUAUGGUGCUUCUCAGGGGUUUGGGCCUUGGUUCUGUGGAAUGGGAAGCUCGUCGACAGGAAGAUGACGCUGUUCGCGUUCUGCAUUCAGGUCCUCUGCCGCUCCUACUACCACCACCCGUGCGGGAGUGCAUGCUCCAGGAUUGUGUCCAGGCUUGGCAUCUCCGUGAUUGUGUGCAUGCCCUUUGUGCCCCAUCGCCUCCAGCACUUCUUCUGCUACAGGUUAGGCUCCCUGUUUUUGGCAGUGGCCUUGAUGAUGUGGAGUGGAUUCGUUACCAGGUCAAGGCAGUUGUGGAGCACCAUGGAAUGGAGGAUCUCCUAUUUGUUUUGGGCAGUGAAGGCUCAAGUGCAGGAGGAGGCGCCGGGUGCGAACAUGCUCGAUGGUGAGCAGGAGUGGGACUUUUACACCAAGUACUGGCCAAGCGGGCCGGGCAUGCCGGCGCCCCCCUCCUCGGAGGGCUCCACAGCGGAUCAGUCGGCAGGGAUCGAGGAGCGAGAGGCCAAAACUGCGAAGCUCCUGGACUCCAAAGCGGGACAAGGACGUGGCAGCGGCGAUGGUAAAGGCUCUGCGGGCACUGGCGGACCGGAGCACGCGGCUCCCAAGAGCGCACCCGGCGCUCACAAGCGCCAACAGCGGGAGGCACCUGCGCAGUGGCGUGGCGGUGGAGGCAAUGGUGGUGCGGGUGGUGGCAGCGGAGGCCGAACCGGCUACGGGUUUGGUGGUGGGAGAUCGUCGUGGAGCUCGAACUGGCGCGGGGAUGACCGCACCGCGGAGGGCGAUGAGUGGUCUCUCCGCAAGGAGGUGCAGGAUCUCAAGUAUGCCGUCUCGCUGAUGCAGCGCUUGAUUCUUCGCCAUGAGGACGCCUCGAUUUUGGCGCGCAUUGAAAGCAGCUUCGUGCUCCACUUCAAGCUCAACGUGCCGGCUUCCGUGGUGCCAAUGCUCUUUACCUCGGCUGUGGCCUGGAGGAAGAUCAAGGCCGAAGAACCGCAGCGCCUGGAUCGGCCGAUGCGCUGCGCUUUGCUAGUUUGUCUCUUUGCAGAGCUGAAGGAACGCAUGACCAAGAUUGUCCAGGAGCCGGAAAGGAUGGAAGAGAUGGCCAAACUGGGCUGGUUGGCUGUCGGGCCACCGGUGGUGUGGAACUUCAUGCGCUGGGAUGCGGCCAAGCAGCAGCAGGUCGUGGACACCUCCAUUCCCCUCAUCAGCCAGGCGGAGAUCUUGGAGUUCGUUGGGCGUUUGGUCGCAUUGAUUCCGCGGAAAUUCACAACGGCGAGAUUCCACCCCGCACGACCGAUGACGCAGGUGAUGACUGGCCAGAACCUCGUCUUCCUGCUCCAGACGGGUCAGCAUGGGGAGGCGUCCUCAGAGAUGCGAGACAUAUUGCGGAGGCUCUGCUACUGCUCAGUCAUGCACUUGCUUGCGGCGCAGCUCAAGGAGGACAGGCAUCCUCGCUCUGCUCUGGCGAAUGCCAUCGCGGACUACCUGACCAAGUAUUCCGGCAAUCGCUGA
Molecule: messenger RNA, 5474 nt
Organism: Symbiodinium necroappetens
Lineage: Eukaryota; Dinophyceae; Suessiales; Symbiodiniaceae
Source: the annotation of a GenBank genome assembly